Ipomoea nil (Japanese morning glory) is the source of this 673-nucleotide messenger RNA. RefSeq names its product phospholipase A2-alpha-like. The coding region runs from base 38 to 496 and encodes 152 amino acids. The transcript has 4 exons. Lineage: Eukaryota; Viridiplantae; Streptophyta; Magnoliopsida; Solanales; Convolvulaceae. The record is from RefSeq and is a predicted model, not a curated record. Gene Ontology annotation, molecular function: calcium ion binding; A2-type glycerophospholipase activity. Gene Ontology annotation, biological process: lipid catabolic process; phospholipid metabolic process; arachidonate secretion.
GCUAGCUACUUCCUUCACUUCAACAAUAAUAAUAAUAAUGGCUACUCAUCCCCAGUUAGUUCUAUUUCUUGUAUUUGCAGUUCUUAUAUCCCUCAACUCUUAUGUUACUGCCCUUAACCUUGGGGUUCAAGCUUCUGAUGGCCUUUCCUUGUCCACAGAAUGCAGCAGAAAAUGCGAAUCCAAGUUCUGCGGAGUGCCUCCAUUCUUAAGAUACGGGAAAUAUUGUGGGAUUCUGUACAGCGGAUGCCCAGGGGAGAAGCCCUGCGACGCACUUGAUGCUUGUUGUAUGCAGCAUGAUGAUUGCAUAGGACAAAAUGGCAACAAUUAUUUAAAUGAAGAAUGCAACAAGAACUUGCUGGGAUGUGCAACAAGGGUCAAAAAAUCUAAGGCUCCGACAUUUAAGGGGAACACUUGCAAUGUUGACGAGGUUGCGGACGUUGUUAUUGAUGUUGCCAAAGCUGCCAUUAUUGCUGGAAAAAUUGUUAAGAGUCCUUAGAAUUUAAUGAUGUCUCCAAUGUAAAAAAAAAAAAUGGAAGGUGUUGAGAUGUAUCAAAAAGAAGUUGUCUUUUGUGAUUUUAAUUUUCAAAUUAUUGUUUGAGCCUCACUAAGAGCAAGAUAAGUGAGGUUAUGUGAUGUGAUUGUCUUUAGUUUAUGGAAUUAUUUAUCUUCUAAA